CUUCAGCACAUGGGCUCAAAGAUCUCACCUCUGCCCUGUCUUCUGGUCCAGGGAGAGGGCAGGGACUUUGCUGUCUUGCAAGCUUGUGCAUUCUAUGACCUGAUGCAGUGACUCUAACCCUAGAGGAAAGAUCCCUCCAGGACUGAAAUUCUUCACACUGGGCUCCGUGGAUGGUUAUUCAAUACAGAGAUGAGAGGAAAGGCCCCUACCAAGCCUAGGUGUCUGUGAGAAAAUGACAGGGAGACCUCCUGCCAGGUUUCUGUUGGUGAUCAUCCCGGCAUUGCAGAUCAUACAUUUGGGAAACAGCUGUCUGAGAGGGCAACAGGAAGGUGGCAGAGCUGUCAGCAAUAUCGCAGCGCCCAGGACAACACUGGACUGGACCCUGAGUAAUUCCAGCAGAGAGAAUGGGAGCCAGGAGGGCUGGACGCCCCAGGAGUCCCCUGCCCGUUCCAGGGCCUUGGAAGAGGAGAGUGCGGCCCCGGGAUCGCGCUGCUGCAGGAACGGAGGCACCUGCGUGCUGGGCAGCUUCUGCGUGUGCCCCGCGCACUUCACCGGCCGCUACUGCGAGCACGACCAGAAGCGCAGGGACUGCGGCGCCCUGGGACACGGAGCCUGGACCCUGCGGGGCUGCAGCCUCUGCAGGUGCAUCUUCGCCGCCCUGCACUGCCUUCCCCGCCAGACCCCGGGCCACUGUGACCUGAAAAAAGUCCUGUCCUCAGGGGCCAGUCGACCAAGUGCCCAGGGAGCUUCGAGUUUGCUCUUCCUGUUGCCCUGCGUCCUCCUGAGGGGCAUGGAUGCUGAAGGCUGA
Molecule: messenger RNA, 808 nt
Organism: Nannospalax galili (Upper Galilee mountains blind mole rat)
Lineage: Eukaryota; Metazoa; Chordata; Mammalia; Rodentia; Spalacidae
Product: cryptic protein-like
Exons: 6
Coding region: 233-808 (191 amino acids)
Biological process (GO): anatomical structure development
Cellular component (GO): cell surface; extracellular region
Molecular function (GO): signaling receptor binding
Source: RefSeq, a predicted model, not a curated record